UUGUAGUGCCUUAUUAUGAUUCUAGCACUCCACUCAGUUUCUCUAUCUCUCAUUCACGAUCACACAGUCUUCUUAAGUGAAACUUAAGCCCAUAUUCAGAGUGUGGUGACAGGUGAAACUGACUAAAGAUGAAGAACAUUGGCAAUGUGAUGCAGGGUUUGAAGCCAACCUUGCUAAUGGUGGCGGUGCAGAUAGUAUUUGCUGGGGUGAAUGUGCUCUACAAGCUCGCUGUAAAUGAUGGCAUGAACUUGAGAGUGGUUAUUGCCUACCGCUUUAUAUUCGCCACUGCUUUCAUAGCUCCACUUGCUCUCAUCCUUGAAAGGAAGAACAGGAGCAAGAUGACAUGGAUGGUGCUGUUUCAGUCUUUUCUGUGUGGUUUAUUUGGAGGAGCAUUAUCUCAAAACUUCUACUUAGAGUCUCUAGCUUUAACUUCGGUAACGUUUGCAUCCGCCAUGUCCAACCUUACACCAGCCAUAACCUUUAUCAUGGCUGCUUGCUUCGGAUUGGAAAGUUUAAAUUUGAAUACGGUAGCAGGGAAGGCUAAGAUAGUGGGAACAAUAAUUGGAAUUGGAGGGGCAAUGGUACUGACUCUGGUUAAAGGCAUGGAAAUUAAAAUUGGUUCCUUCCACCAUGUACACCUUUUGCAUCACCAAAACGGCGCGCAUCCACACGGUACUAGCACCGGUAAGAACCUUUUGGGUGCUCUCUGCGCUCUAGCCGGAAGCAUAUCUUAUGCAUUAUGGCUUAUUAUUCAGAAAAAAAUGACUCAAAGCUACCAGAAUCAUUACACAAGCACUGCAUUGAUGUCAUUUUGGGCAUCAGUGCUAUCCAUUGUGUUUGCUCUUUGCAUUGAAAGAGAUUUGAGCCAGUGGAGGCUGGGUUGGAAUAUUAGGCUCCUAACUGUUGUUUAUGCGGGUACAUUGGUUUCUGGACUGGUGGUGGUUGUAAUGUCAUGGUGUGUCCAAAUGAGAGGUCCAUUGUUUGUCUCUAUUUUCAGUCCUCUGGUUCUUGUGAUUUUGGCCUUUGUUUGUUCUCCUUUAUUGAACGAGAACCUAUACCUUGGAAGCAUCAUUGGAGCAGUGUUGAUUGUAUGUGGCUUAUAUGCGGUUAUAUGGGGUAAAAGCAAAGAGAUGAAGAUGACUCCAUUGGUGUCUUCAAAUGAAUCUGAUGCAGUUGAAAUAGUGUUGAGGUGUAAAGGAUCACAAUCAGAAGAGAAAAGCAACAACAAUGGUAUAGUAUAAGUGAUUAGGGAUUGAAUAUGUCAAAAGCAACAGGGAAUAUGCAAAUAAUGUACACAGCUUAGCAGCUCAAAGUUAGGCAUGUAUAUAGGUGACAUAUUCACCUGAAUUGAGCAAAAGCUAAAACACAUGAUGGAAGUGACUGAGUGAGUGGGAGGUGAUAUAUACUACCAAAUGAAGGAAAGGAAAUAUUCCCCAUAAUAUGCAUUCAUAAAAUAACAUAUUUGGUAUGUGAUUGAGGAUGAGAGGUUCAGUUCUCAUCUUAGUUGCUAUUUUCACUUUCCCUAGAAUUAACUAAUAUAUUCCUUAGUGGUACU
Lotus japonicus is the source of this 1555-nucleotide messenger RNA. RefSeq names its product WAT1-related protein At1g68170-like. Gene Ontology annotation, molecular function: transmembrane transporter activity. The record is from RefSeq and is a predicted model, not a curated record. Gene Ontology annotation, cellular component: plasma membrane. The transcript is spliced from 7 exons. NCBI's taxonomy places the organism in Eukaryota, Viridiplantae, Streptophyta, Magnoliopsida, Fabales, Fabaceae. Bases 129 to 1241 code for a protein of 370 amino acids.